AGUUCAUAUGUUUAACUCAUCGCUUCAACAGCAUUGAGUGUUUCCACCAGUGAAGGUCAUUCAUUUGCACAGGCUUACUUCACGUCCAGUUGCAAAGCCUGUAUCGGGGCUCCUCGAAAGCAUCAUGUCCCCAAGAAGGUUUUUUGUCGGUGGGAACUGGAAGAUGAAUGGUGACAAAAAGAGCUUAGGCGAUCUUAUCAACACUCUGAAUACUGCCCAGCUCAAUCCCGACACCGAGGUGGUCUGUGGUGCCCCUGCUAUCUACCUUGACUUUGCCCGGUCGAAUCUGAGCUCUACGAUUGGGGUGGCUGCACAGAACUGCUACAAGGUUUCGAAGGGCGCCUUCACUGGGGAGAUCAGCCCUGCAAUGAUAAAAGACUGUGGGGUGGAGUGGGUGAUUCUGGGACACUCGGAGAGGCGACAUGUUUUUGGGGAGAGCGAUGAGCUGAUUGGUCAGAAGGUGGCUCACGCACUAGAGAGUGGCCUGGGUGUCAUCGCCUGCAUCGGUGAGAAGCUGGAUGAGAGAGAGGCUGGGAUCACCGAGAAGGUCGUGUUUGAACAGACCCAGGCCAUUGCAGACAACGUGAAAGACUGGAGCCAAGUUGUUCUGGCCUAUGAGCCAGUCUGGGCUAUUGGUACUGGCAAGACUGCCUCACCACAACAGGCCCAGGAGGUUCAUGAAAAACUGCGGCAUUGGCUGAAGGCCAACGUGUCAGAGGAAGUGGCCGCCUCUGUCAGAAUCAUCUACGGAGGUUCAGUGACUGGUGCCAACUGCAAGGAGUUGGGCUCCCAGCAUGAUGUGGAUGGUUUCCUGGUGGGCGGAGCCUCCCUGAAGCCGGAGUUUGUCAACAUAAUCAAUGCGCGUGCAUAAAACGCAGGAGAGAACACUUACGGCAGCCAUUUCUGUCAAAUGACCAAGUACAGCCCUGCACAUCGCUAGUCAUUCCAACCCCCCCCCCCCCCCCCCCCCAUUUGACCAGGGAUUAUAUGUGAUGUCACUUCCUUUAAUAUUUCCAUUCUAAAUGACAGGUAUCUCACACUGUACUGCACCUUACUGUAGGUAUACUGAACACCAUGAGUGUAUAAUUUUCACACCCUAAUCUGUUAUAAAACAAGAAUUGCACUUGAUAAAACAACACUGAGCAUUUAAAAUGUGCACACUUAUGUUUUAAGUUUACCAGUUUUGUGUGUUGUCACUUACUGUUGAAUAUCCUUAAGUGGCUUUUGUGUGUAACUAUAGUGCUGAUGCUUAAGGCAUAAAGAGGAUUCCUUACAGCUUAUCAAUCAUGCCCCAGACUGUACCUCUUAAUAGAAAAUAAAGGACUAAGUAACAAAUUGA
Molecule: messenger RNA, 1339 nt
Organism: Anguilla anguilla (European eel)
Lineage: Eukaryota; Metazoa; Chordata; Actinopteri; Anguilliformes; Anguillidae
Product: triosephosphate isomerase B-like
Exons: 7
Coding region: 125-871 (248 amino acids)
Biological process (GO): gluconeogenesis; glycolytic process; glycerol catabolic process
Cellular component (GO): cytosol
Molecular function (GO): triose-phosphate isomerase activity
Source: RefSeq, a predicted model, not a curated record